UCAAUGCAUUUAUAUCACCAAGACGACGUCGUGGUAAUUUAUAACGUGAAAAUCACCAAACAACGUCGUUUUUGCAGAUUCCUUCGGGACUUCACAAAAACCUCAGUGUCUGAGUCUGAGGACGGCCAUCGUCGGCUUCGUUUUAGGGGUUUUUAAUCUUGAAAAUGGCGAAUCUUAUGCACAGAUUUCUUAGGAACCAGUCUUGUUUAAGAGCAAUCCCGAAGCUCACCACCACUACGUAUCUUUUAAAGCCUAGCAUCGGCAACGUCGGCGAGUCUGUAUCUGUAGAAUUCGAUCCUGUUCCACUUACCAAUCCAGUGAUUAACGUCGCCGGAACUAAAUCUCUCCGGUUUUACCCUAGUUUCCCAAUUGGUUACGGGUUUAACCCGACUCUGAUUCGUGAUAAUUCGGGUUUGAUUAAAACGGUCGAUGCGGUGGAGGAGGACACGGUGAUUUAUGCAGAUAGUGUGAAGAAGAAGAGGAAGAAGAAGAUGAAUAAACAUAAGUAUAGGAAACUUAGGAAACGUCUUGGACGCAAAUCCAAGUAGAGGUUGCUUUGUUUGAUUCGAUUCCCCUUUUUGCUAUAUAUUCCGGUGAGGAAAGUUUGAAACGUUCGUCUUUUAAAUAUUUGGGGAUUUCAAACUCUGAAUCAUGUUUUUAUUGAAUUAGAUCGAUAAAUUUUACAGUCAGUGUUAAUCGUUGCAAUGAUUGCUCUGUGUUAUAGCUUCAACGGAAUGUGCUUACGAAUGGGAAUGUUCCAAGUUUGUG
Molecule: messenger RNA, 768 nt
Organism: Camelina sativa (false flax)
Lineage: Eukaryota; Viridiplantae; Streptophyta; Magnoliopsida; Brassicales; Brassicaceae
Source: RefSeq, a predicted model, not a curated record